AUGUCUCGGUCGGUUUGGAUCCCACGACUGAUCAUUCUUGCUAUUACUUUUACUAGCAUCGCCUGCCCUUCAUGGUGGCAGCCGGCCGUGUCGAAACUCUAUGGCUCUUUCUACAGUUGGUCUUUGUACAACCGCUCGUUCUUUGAGACUCUAGAAACCGUUUUCUGUUACGUCACUAUCGAGCCCAUUUACACUUGGCGAUAUGCGCACAACCCAACUCGUCGAGUCGACAUCCGCCAGUCUACGACCAACACUAAGGGUCGCCCUGCCUUGCCUAAAAUGAAGCGCCCAUCAACCCGUCUUCCAGAGCUGGUCACCUACGUGGCUCCCCUUCUGCUACUUGACUUGACUCUGAUUAAAAAGUAUGCUGGAGUGGACAUAGCGAGUAUCAGACAAUCGGGUGGGUAUGCGCCCUGUCCGGCUUCCCAGGGAACUAUCAGCCCAAGUUUUCUUGCUCCCACCUUUCACCGAUUCACCUUGCACUCUCCGCUGCAAUUGGUUCGUGCCCUGCCGCCCGAAGCUCCCACAAGCCGACGAGUUCUUUUCGAAUUAGCAGCGUCAAUCUUUCUCUACGAUGCUCUGUUUUUUGUGAUCCACAUUGCGUUCCAUCGCAUACCCUUCCUCCACCGGAUCCACGGUCCACAUCACGGACACAAUGAAAUUCAUCCGCAAGUGACUAAUCGAUUGAGUGUCACGGAGCGCACCGCAUUGAUUCUACUGGCCAACUUUGCAUUGAACAUCAUCGGGAGCCAUGUCCUCACUCGGACUCUAUUCAUUCCGAUAUUCAUAUAUCUGCUUAUCGAGGUACAUUCGGGUGUAGAGCUUGAUUGGCAAUAUGACAAGGUCCUCCCACCUGGAUGGGGGGCAGGGCCAAUCAAGCAUGCGAUGCACCACCGGGAAGGGAAACGGUAUUUUCAGCCCUUUUUUUGCUGGUGGGACAAUCUCCUAGAAGAACCGGAGAGCAAGGAAGGUAAGAAGUGGAACAGGAACGCCCAAAAACAUGCACAGCCACCCAUUGAGUAA
Penicillium diatomitis is the source of this 1023-nucleotide messenger RNA. RefSeq names its product sterol desaturase family protein. Gene Ontology annotation, biological process: sterol biosynthetic process. The record is from RefSeq and is a predicted model, not a curated record. The coding region runs from base 1 to 1023 and encodes 340 amino acids. The transcript has a single exon. Lineage: Eukaryota; Fungi; Ascomycota; Eurotiomycetes; Eurotiales; Aspergillaceae. Gene Ontology annotation, molecular function: C-4 methylsterol oxidase activity; iron ion binding.